Messenger RNA from Oncorhynchus masou masou (cherry salmon), 9264 nucleotides. RefSeq names its product otogelin-like. Gene Ontology annotation, cellular component: extracellular matrix. Gene Ontology annotation, molecular function: protein binding; alpha-L-arabinofuranosidase activity. The record is from RefSeq and is a predicted model, not a curated record. NCBI's taxonomy places the organism in Eukaryota, Metazoa, Chordata, Actinopteri, Salmoniformes, Salmonidae. Gene Ontology annotation, biological process: L-arabinose metabolic process.
AUGCUGGCGAAAUGGGAUACCGCUUCCCAAAGAGGACAGGAACUUCAUAGAACAGCAGAUACAUUAGCAACCAAUGCAUCACUAGCCAACACGUCAACCAACGUCUCCUCAGUUCACUCAUCUUCAUCCAACUCUUCGUCCAUCAACCAAUCACCCGUCAAGUCAUCUUCAGUUGGCAGAUCUUCAGUCCACUACUUCAACACAACUGUAGUCGAUUCAUCUUCAGACUCAAAGGAAGCACUGAGGUCAUCAGUAGGUCUGCGUAGGCCAACAGAUCCCUGUUCGUUUCCUUGUCUGAAUGGAGGUCAGUGUGUCCAUCCUGAGUCAUGUGACUGCAGUUUAUACCAAGCUACUGGAACACGAUGCCAAGCAGUUCCUAACCCAGGAUUUGAGAGGGAGAUGGCGUGUCGGUCGUGGGGCCAGUAUAACUACGAGACGUUUGAUGGGCUGUACUAUCACUUUCCUGGGAGAUGUACCUACACUCUGCUGAGAGACUGUGAAGACACCAGCCAGGCCAGCAUCCUCAUACAGGUCCACAAUGACCCAGACUGCCGCUCGUCUCCCUACUCCUGCACGCGGUCAGUUAGUCUCUUCCUGCCCUGGGAAGGAGAGAUCAGGUUGCACAGGUCCAAAGUUACCUUCAAGGGACAGAGUGUUCAGCUGCCUCACCACAUCCAUGACGUGGAGCUGGAGAGGAUCUCCCGCUAUGUCUUGGUGACCCAGCAACAUGGCUUCACCCUGGCCUGGGACGGACACAGUGGCUCUGUCUACAUCAAGCUGAGCCCAGAGUGGGUGGGCAGGACCUGCGGUCUCUGUGGCAACUUCAACGCAGACGUACAGGAUGACCUGAAGACCAGCUACGGUGUGGUGACGGAGGACCUGUCCAUGUUUGGGAACAGCUGGGUGGAGGAGGAGCUUCACCAGGCCAGGUGUCCCAUGGUGCCCUUCAUGUUCCCCUCGCCCUGCGCCUCACGUGACCCACACAUACUACUGAAAGUGGAGGAGGUGUGUGCAAUGCUUCUGAUGGAACCAUUUACCGGCUGUCAUGAGUUUGUCAGUCCUCUGUCUUACAUGGCUAGCUGCUCCAACGACCUCUGUCUGUCGGGUCCCAACGGUGAUGUGGUAUGCCAGGUGUUCACGGAGUAUGCCCGGGCCUGUGCCCACGCCGACCACCCACUGACGGACUGGCGGACUCACAUACCACAGUGUGCGAUGCCGUGCCCUCCCGGUCUGCAGUAUAAGGAGUGCAUCACCUGCUGCCCUGUGUCCUGUAACAUGGACAGAAUGUGCUUUGACAACAAGCUGCAGUGUCUAGACGGAUGCUACUGUCCCGACGACCUGAUCUAUGGAGGAAGUUGUGUGAAGGCCUCAGACUGUCCCUGUGAAUACCACGGCAUGGUCUACCCCUUCGGACAGACCGUUCAGGAGGAGUGUAACAACUGCACGUGUGUGGGAGGAGUGUGGAACUGCACAGAGUACAGCUGCCCAGGAGAGUGCUCUGUGACUGGGGACAUGUACUUCCACUCGUUUGACGGCAGGAUGUUCACCUUCCCAGCUUCCUGUCAGUAUGUCCUGGCUAAGAGUCGUAACUCAGGGAAGUUCACUGUCACCAUUCAGAACGCCCCGUGUGGACCCCAUUUGGACGGGUCUUGUAUCCAAUCAGUCAGCCUGGUCAUAGACGAGGACCCACGGACUGAGAUCACACUGACCCACCUAGGAGAGGUCUUCAUGGCAGGACAGUACCGUAUCUCUCUGCCCUAUUCAGACGAGGUGUUCCACAUCCAGGAGCUGUCCUCCAUGUACCUGCAGGUGCGUACUGCUCUGGGUCUGCAUCUGCAGUACAGCUGGAGGGAGUUCCGUCUCUACCUGCAGGUGGAUGAGCUGUGGAAGGGCGACACGGUGGGGCUCUGUGGAACCUUCAACGGAAACAUCCAGGACGACUUCCUGUCCCCGUCUGGUAUGAUAGAGAGCACCCCUCACCUGUUUGGCAACGCCUGGAGGGUAUCCUCUGCCUGUGUCCCCAGCCAGAGUGUUCCCCAGCUUGACCCAUGUGACACGCAUCAGCAAGCAGCAUCCUACGCCUCUGAGAUGUGUGACAUCCUGAACCAGGAGUUGUUCUCAGCGUGUCAUGAGUACCUGAGUCCGGUGCCCUUUCACCAACAGUGUAAAGCAGACACCUGUAAGUGUGGCCAGCCCUGCCUCUGCUCUUCCCUGGCCCACUAUGCUAGACAGUGCAGGAAGUACUCUGUCAUCACAGAGUUCAGAGCCAGCGUACCUGACUGUGAGGUGACAUGCCCAGAUACCAUGGAGUACGGAACCUGUGUGUCGUCGUGCCAACGGCGUUGCUCCGCCCUGUCCACGCAGCAGCACUGUGGAGAGGAGUGUGAGGAGGGCUGUGUGUGUCCACACGGCACCUUCUACAGCACACACACACACACCUGUGUGCCCAGGAGCUCCUGUCCCUGUAGUUUCCUGGGGGCGGACUAUGCUCCAGGCGAUGUGAUCAUGACAUCAGCAGGUGUACAGAUUUGCCAAGAUGGCAAGCUAGUUUCCCAAAGUCCUGCCACUGACCAACAGUGUCCGCUGGGUCAGAUGUACCUGGACUGUACUGAGAGGCUGGAGGGGCUGAAGGCUGUAGAUGGGAUCAGCCUGGGUAGAGGACUGGGCUGUGAACACACCUGUGAAUCCCACCUGCUCAACCUCACCUGUUCAGCUCAUGAACCGUGCAUACCUGGCUGUGUCUGUCCCCCUGGAUUGCUGAAACAUGGUGAUGAGUGUUUUGAGCCUGACGCCUGCCCCUGCCUCUGGAAGGGGAAAGAGUACUAUCCAGGAGAUAGAGUCAUCCCCUGUCAUCAAUGUGUCUGCCAGCAUGGAACAUUCCAGUGUGUGUUCCGUCCGUGUCCAUCCAUGUGCACAGCCUACGGGGACCGCCACUACAGGACCUUUGAUGGUCUACUGUUUGACUACGUGGGAGUGUGUAAAGUCUACCUAGUAAAGAGCAGUGCUGAUCUGAUGAUGAGUGUGACGGCUGAGAACGUGGACUGUUACGACAGCGGCGUCAUCUGCAGGAAAUCUCUACUCAUCAACAUUGGUAGAUCUUUCAUUGCGUUCGACGACGACAGUGGCAAACCAAACCCAUCCAGUGUGAUCGACUGGAGGCAGGAGAUGUUCAUAUGGAGCGCUGGGCUCUUCACCAUGGUCCACGUUCCCGAGGAGGACCUGACCGUGCUCUGGGAUCGCAAGACCACGGUCCACAUCCAGGCUGGACCACGCUGGCAGGGCAAGCUGAGCGGUCUGUGUGGGAACUUUGACCUGAGGACGGUCAAUGAGAUGAGGACACCAGAGAACAUAGACUCUGCCACGCCUCAGGAGUUUGGCAACAGCUGGACGGCAGCUGAGUGUGUUAACAGCCCAGACAUCAGACACCCCUGCAGUCUGAACCCCCUGAGGGAGCCGUUCUCCAAGAGGCAGUGUGGAGUCCUGCUCAGCGAGGUCUUCCUGGUCUGCCACCCGGUGGUGAGUAUGGAGUAUGACAGCCAGCAGCUCAACCAAUGGAGGGAGGGCUGUGUUGCGAGUGUGGGCUGUAGUCUGGCAGAUACGUGCGGUGGGGACUGUGAGUGUUUCUGUACCAGCGUGGCAGCCUACGCCCACCGAUGCUGUCACCAGGGUGUCACCGUGGACUGGCGAUCUCCGUCGAUCUGCCCCUACGAUUGUGAAUACUACAACAAAAGUGUUCCUCUCCUCUGUCUUGUAGUUCUGGGUAAAGGCCCCUACAGGCUGGUGACCUACAGGGAGAGGGACACGGUGCUGGCAGCCAACAGGUCCAGUGGGACAGUGUUCCCUAAGAAAGGAGACCCUGCUGCGGCUGGCUUCCUGUCCCUCUUCAUGAUGACCCCUGGGCUCAGCAGAGCGCGUCCGCAUGACACGUCCCUGGUGUCGUUCGAGGCGUCCGAUCGGCCCAACUACUUCCUGGCUGUGGACAGCAGCGGCCAUCUUACACUGACCAAGUGGGAGGAGAGUGAAGCAUUCUGGGCUGUGGCUACCUUCACGCUGCACCGUGACACCUGGAUCCAGGGUUAUGAUUCUCUGGAGGCUUUGGCCAGACCGGGAUUCUUCCUCCACUACAUGCUGUCCUGGAUUCACCUCAUGAAGUACAAACACACCGACGGAUUCCGCAAGGCCACGCUCUUCAAACUGACAGGCCCUGGUCCAGACACCCCUACGGGUCCUCAGUGCCAGUGGAGGUAUGAGUCGUGUGUCAGCCCCUGCUUCAGGACCUGCAGUGACCCCUCGGGGGGGUUAUGUGGCACCGUUCCAAAAGUGGAGGGAUGUCUGCCUCUGUGUCCUGGUCACAUGGUGCUGGAUGAGGUUACUCAGAGAUGUGUCCAUGUUGAAGACUGCAUUAAGCCACCAGUUGCUGUGCAGCCCAUUACUACUGUCAGCAGUGUUGAGUCAACGCCUGCAGCUGUCACUCCUUCAGCCACCACAACCACCACUAGGAGCAGCCCGGCUAGCCCUGGCCUCUCUACGGCACGCUCCACCCCGGGUCCCCCUGUCCCCCUCACCACCACCUCCAUCCAGCCUCCCUACACCACCACCCCUUCAGACACAGUCCCCACCACUGCAGCCACCGCCACCAUUCCUAUUGUCUCAACUUCUGCUUUGGAUGCUCUGACCACCUCUGCUAAGGUUCCGACCACAGUGAGCGAUCAGGUGGUUCUGCCCAGCACCUCUUCAGCCGUACCGACCCCAGAGGGAACCAGUUUAGCAGCAACACCCUCAUCUCCAUCCCUGGCCACUGCAGUCAGACCUGAGGUGGUGGAGGUUGAAUCUACAGUGAAGACAUCUCCAUCCUUACCCUCCACUACAGAAGGCAGUACAGAGAGGACGACCAGGGCCCCCAGUUCCACACCCAGCCCCCUAGGCCCCAGCACAGAGAGGACCAGCCAGGUCCCCUUCUCUAUCACAGCUCUGUUCUGGCUCACGUCCUCCACCACCAGCCCUCCUCCAUCCACUACCAUGGGCCCCUGGAUAAGCUCCAGUGGGCCUCCUCAGACCAGCGCCCUGCCUGCAGUACCAGUCACCCCCACCAGUGUGACCACCAAGGCCACCACACGUCCAGGAGACACAGUGACUCCAGUCUCAACCACCUCUAGUCCACGUCCAACCACAGUCUCAGAGACACCCAGGGACACAGCUUGGACUACAACUAGGACUACAACCAGGUCUACAGCUUCUAUAACCACCCUUGGUGCACCCACAGAGACAAGCACAAAGCCUGUAACUGUGGAGACAACCGAGCCAUCAACAAUCAAAGUCCUCUCUCCUGGUGUAUCGACUACAGCCGAUACUACAGUACCCUCUCUCUCACCGACCUCCACCGUUCACACCGAAACAACAACAAUACCACCACCUCCAGAACCCACUUCAAAACACAGCACAGUAUCAACCUCACUAGUCACCCCUUUCACUACUCUCAGCACUACACCGUCCACACGCCCGAAGACAACACCACCACUUGUUUUCACGGCAACCACAGAGAAGACCGUUCACACCUCCCCGACAGAGCUAAGGACAUCCACAACUCCAGUUCCUGAGCUACCGACUACCACCGCUGUUCCCAUGCUAGAGAACCACAGAACACACAACCACAACCGCACACCCGACCGAAGCUGUGGACUGAGACUGACCACUACUACCGGUCCCCCGACCGUACGGACCACAACAACUCAACCCAUCACAAUGGAAAUCUCCAGCACGACCACCAAACCUCCAGACCUUCUGGUAACGACCACAGAGACCACCUUUACCUCUCCUUCCAUCUCGACCACAACAGAGGCAGUGGUCCCAACCACAACCACGUUACCUGUAUCACCGGUGUCACACACAGAGACCACCACGACUGUGCCAGGUCCACCAGUGGCUGUAGGGACCGUAACGACCCAGCCCCCCACCACACUGAAGACCACAAAGCCUUGGAGGCCCCCCCACAGCGAAACCUCCACCACUCCUUCUAGCCCUGUCUCUAGCACAGAGAGGGUGACCACACCUGAGGUCCCAGUGAAACCUGCGGUCAGCACAGAAGUAGACGUCUCUCCACACCAAGUCUUCUCCACUACCACCACUGACGCACUUCACCACGUUGCUUCAUCUACAGCGCCAGGCCUCACCACCACAACCUCAGUUACCAUGACGACCACCGCCAAAACCACCACAGCUCCGCCCGAGACUUCAACCGGCGCAGUUUCAACCUCCAGGACGGAGAGACCUCCUGCGACACCCGAACACCCGGCCGUGCCUGGUGUACCUGGGGAACCAGCAUUAUCUCUCACCACAACGGUCCCCACGACAACUGUCCCACCUGUACCUGGUGUCCAUACGACCACCAUCACACCUUUACCUGUGACCAUCAGACCGCUAACAGAGACUACUAGCGUUCCUCCCGAUACAGGAAGGGUGGAAGUAUUGUCUACUACUUCCACAACAACUACACAAGAACCAACUUCUUCCUGGUCUGGUCCAGUAACCACAACCAGCUCCUCCACCUCCACCACGUCAGUCCCCAGACCCACUAGCCACCCAGAGAGAGUCACUACCAGAGUGGUUCCUACUUCUAAAGUGGUCUCCAAGACAACCCACAGACCAAUGACAACAACACGCAGAACAACAACAAGCAGGGUUCCCGUGACGACGUCCAGAACUGCCACAACGGUGAGGUCCACCGCCAGACCGAGCACUGUUAGGGCAACUGUAGAUACAACUGUAGACCAGGCUCCUCUGAGCCUGGUCACAGCUACCGUCUCAGAGGUUGUUCCAACCACGACCGUUCGUACCACGACCAAACCAGUCACCACUGCCAGAACCACAGAAUCUACCGCCGUCCCCACAGAACCCACUGGCACGACCACAUCCACUUCUGUUUCCGUUCCCAGCCUGACCACGGUCACAGAAUCUACCGCUGUCCCCACAGGACCCACAGGACCCAUAGGACCCACAGGAACGACCACAGAACCAUCCACAUCCACCACUACUACACCAGAAGGAAUAGUACCAUCCACCACUAGAGAGACAGGGGAUACUCCAGCAUUCACAGAGAGCACAACCAGAAUGACUCCUUCGCCUGACCUGCUGACCUCUACAGAGGUCGCAGCCACUCCAGGGGUCACACCAAAGGUCACGCCAAAGGUCCCACCAGAUGUGACAGCAGCUCCCUCAGUCCCCGCCUUGCCCCCCACGGCCACCUCGACCUCCACCCCAGAGCCAGAGAGGGUGGACGGAGUAGACACCACUGCACCAAAGACUCCAUCACCGUCACCUGUGUCUCCGUACACCACAUCAGAGACAACCGGGUCACCUUCGGUAGCAUCGCCGUAUACCACGACAGAGCGUGUAGGAACUACGGCAGAGGUUACUACAUCCAUGGCAGUGUCCUCAACUAGGAUGUGUACUCCUCCCUAUUCAGAGAUCAUAGAUGAGUGUACCAAGUUCCUCUGUGUGAGCGGCCAGCUGGUCCGAUUCAACAUGUCCCAGAACUGUCUGUAUAACUCCACCCCUCCUAACUGCGGCCUGCUCGGCUUCGCCAUCCUGGUCAACGGGGACAAGUGCUGCCCGCAGUGGGACUGCCCAUGUCGCUGCUCAGUGUUCCCCGACCUGAACGUGAUCACGUUUGAUGGUAACAGCGUGGCCAUCUACAAGGCUACCUCCUACAUUGUGACCCAGCUGCCCAGCGAGACCGUCAGCAUCGUGGUCCAGGAAUGCCCCGCUGACUCAGACACGCUGCUGUGGAAUUUCACCAACCUGUGUCUCGUGGUUUUGAACAUUACCCACAAGUCCAACCACCUGGUCAUCAACAGACUGCAGAGGAGGCUGUAUGUGAACUCGAGGUACGCCAAGCCGAGGUUCAAGAAGUUUGGCUUUGAGAUCCUGGACACCGGCAACAUGUAUCUGAUCCGUACGCCAGCGGGCCUGAAGCUGCAGUGGUUCCACAGCACGGGCAUGUUGGUCAUCGAGACAGAGAGCUACAACAGCAAACUGCCCACCAUGGGCCUCUGUGGCUGCUGUGAUGGUAACCCGGCCAACGACCUGAUGCUGUCGAAUGGGACGACAGUCGGGGAGAGCGAGGACCCAGCGGUGUUCAUCGACAGCUGGCAGGUCCCCAACACCACCAGUUACAUCAGCCACAGCCGGCGCAGAGAAGUCAACUGUUCCACCAGCGACUGUUCCCAGUGUAUGACCAUGCUCCGAAACACCUCCUUCAGCCCCUGCCAUGCUUUUGUUCCUCCCAGUACGUUCUGUGAGGUGUGGGUCCGUGACGCGGAGUACGUCACCAACCCGUGUGUCGCGCUGGCUGCCUACGUGGCAUCUUGUCACAAGUUCAACGUCUGCAUGGAGUGGAGGAGCCCAGACUACUGUCCCUUCAUGUGUCCAGACCGACUGCGUUACCAGGCCUGUCUGCCUACCUGUACAGCCCAGUCCUGCUCCAACCACGACUUUGACCACGACCCUGAGCAGUGUACAGGCCUGACAGAGGGAUGUGUUUGUCCUGAAGGCACUCUGCUCCAUCGACCCUACUCUGCCCUCUGCAUCCCCCCUGAGAAGUGUGCCUGUACGGACAGUUCGGGUGUACCCCGUGCUCCUGGCGAGGUGUGGAAGGCGUCUAAAGAUGGCUGCUGUAUGUAUCGCUGUGACAACGACAGCAUCGUUCCCGUGGAGUAUAACUGCUCUGCCGUGCCUCAGCCACUCUGCCGCAGGGCCGGGGAAGUGGUCAUCGGUCUGGCAGACGACACCUCCUGCUGCCCACAGAGAGCCUGCGUUUGUAACCAGACCCUGUGUGACAUCUUCCCCCCGGAGUGUCAGUAUGGAGAGAAGCUGGUGUCUUACUUCAGAGAGGACUCCUGCUGUCCAGACUACGUCUGUGAGUGUGACCCAGAGCGCUGUGAGUCAGACGUCCCAGCCUGUAGAGAGGACCAGACCCUCAUCGCCACCAGGGCUGAUGGCAGCUGCUGCCUGGCACACAUCUGUAUGUGUGGUUCCUGUUUGGAGGUGGUCCCAAACUGCCAAGAUGGAGAGGUGUUGACGGUGGACGCCAACAGUACAGACCUCUGCUGUCCUGUCUACCACUGUGUGUGUGAGCCGUACCGGUGUGCUGCGUUGUCAUGUCCCUUGGGGAUGUCUGCUGUCACCGUGUCCCCUCCAGACCACUGCUGUCCCCUUCACACCUGCGAGUGUGCAUGUGACAAACUGUCGAAGCCAAAAUGUGUUCUG